AUGGCGUCGACUGAUGAGUGGACGACAGUCACAAAGAGCUCCAGACGAUGUAUGCGGAACAGAAAGCGCGAGUAUAGGUCUAGUCAUUCAAAGGCUGCUGAGCGACAACAAUUCGACCAGGAUAACUUGUCACUGGACGACAUCGCUGGAUCCUUGCAAAGCUGUUUGCACGAAGUGAGGAUAUCUGGCUUCUUUCAAGCAUUUAGAGAUUCCUUAAGUAGUACCAUCGCGUCAUCUAAAGAACCGAUUGUGGAAAUUGUGUGUUAUGGCGUUGGCAACUUUGGUGCCUCAAAGGGCUGCGCUCCCAUGUUUCAGCUGGCUUUUACCAUUGCGGUCCGAGAAAUCCUGUCUCCCGCUGCAUCAAUGUACUUUUAUGAUCCGUGCAUGACACAACAAGAGUCCAUCGUAUUGGAGCGGAAUUCGAUACAAGUAAUUGCCAAGAACGAGCGGGGCCGGCGACGAGUUCAACACAAGACGCUCUUCUUAAUGCCACAUUGCCCACUAACAUUAUACAGCAAUCUGAUACGCACGAACUGGGAUCAGCUGAAUGAUGUCAUUAUCUUCGGGAAUUUACUUUCGGCCUAUACGAGUCGAUUGGGGGAAGUAAAAUCAUGUGUGAAGCUUCUGAAACAGGUAGAACCACUUUGGGAUGAGUCAAUGCUCCCAAUCAGCAAGCAAGAUCUCUCGGAUCGAUCAGGUCAGUUUGAGCAGGCGUUUAAUGAUUCGAGUUUGACCCAUUUUCAGACGACCAGGUUCCAAGAUAUCUUUCAACAGCCACCACCUAGUCUGGACGAAAAGGACGAUGGUGGAGAAACCAUAUAG
Molecule: messenger RNA, 822 nt
Organism: Cylindrotheca closterium
Lineage: Eukaryota; Bacillariophyta; Bacillariophyceae; Bacillariales; Bacillariaceae
Source: the annotation of a GenBank genome assembly